This is a messenger RNA of Hermetia illucens (black soldier fly), 545 nucleotides long. RefSeq lists its product as uncharacterized. Bases 40 to 477 code for a protein of 145 amino acids. NCBI's taxonomy places the organism in Eukaryota, Metazoa, Arthropoda, Insecta, Diptera, Stratiomyidae. The transcript is spliced from 2 exons. The record is from RefSeq and is a predicted model, not a curated record.
GAAUGUGGGGUUUUAGUGAGACAAUUAGACGCGACGAAAAUGAAGGUUGCUCGCAAUUUCUGUGCUAACAUUUGUAGUAUUUUACUUAUAGCUUCGAGUACUUUCGCCGCGAGGAUUCCACCCAGUGAACAACAUACGUGGUUGGGUUUCGGCGAAAGGGAGCUCGGGGACCAGCUUCUCAUUUUGGACGAGCGAACAACGAAUUCAACGGUCCCCAUUUCACAAUCAAUCAUCUUCCAAUAUGAGGAUUUGUCAUUUACAUUUGCAAAUCUGACAGUUUAUGAUGGUUUCGACAAGGUUAUUCAUACUUACGACAACUUCUUAUCAAAGACUGAAGUACAAUUCAUCAAUUCAACCCGUGCCGAAGCUCAAAUCGCCAUCUAUGGAUUUUCAAUAAUGCCAAUGAAAAAACAACCCGGCACUGCGGAUAGCAAGCCUAAGAAAAUUGUGUUUUCCAAUAAUAAAAGGAGAGUGUGAUUGUGAUUGUGUUCGAAAAUGUGUUUUUGAUGGCUUACAGGUGUAAUAAACGGCAAAAAUUCAUCAAA